Molecule: messenger RNA, 1487 nt
Organism: Sclerotinia trifoliorum
Lineage: Eukaryota; Fungi; Ascomycota; Leotiomycetes; Helotiales; Sclerotiniaceae
Source: the annotation of a GenBank genome assembly
AUGGAGGACCGCCAGAUCCAAAUUGUCGCAGUGGUGACUGUAGGUUUGGUUCUUGCAUGGCUGAGUGUCGGAUUAAGAUGUUAUACGAGGCUAUUUGUAUCGAGGACUUUUGGAGCAGAUGAUUACUGUGCGGUCAUUUCUUUGGUGAGUGUAUUUGGAAAUACUGAUGAGAAUUUAAUCUCAAGUAAGCCUUGGCUAAUCGAAUUUACAGGUUGGGUAUACUAUCACAUCAGUUUUUGUAUAUCUUAGUGUUCAUUAUGGAGCCGGGUUGCAUACCAAUGAACUUGGUUUUAAUGGGUUAGUCAGUGGUGUAAAGGUAUACAUUAUGAACUGCAUUUCAUCUUGAUUUAAAAGAGAUAGAAAGAUAUUAACGGAAUUCAGUACACAAUUAUCGUUGAACUUACUUACAUCCUUUGUACAGCCAUAAUAAAAACCAGUGUCGGACUCCUCCUCUUUCGCAUAACCUCUUUCAGGCCCUUCUACAAAUAUCUCAUCUGGGCCAGUCUUGCUAUAAUUUGGGUAUGGACCAUCGCGACUUUCAUUGUUGGAUGCAUACAGUGCAGACCAUUGAAAGCGGCAUGGGAUCCAUUGACCAAGGGAAAAUGCUUGGAUGCUAACAUUAUUACAAACUUCGCAUAUGCUAUUUCCGCCCAGACAAUUUUCUUCGAUUGGCUAUUUGCUCUCUUGCCAAUACCAAUGCUGUGGGGUCUCAAUAUGAGCUGUCAGUUGAAGGUGUCGAUUGUGAUUAUUCUAGGUUUUGGAAUCAUGUAAGCAACGAAUGUGGCGUAUUUCAAGUAUCGGGAGCUGAUACGGGGGAUUCCCCUCAAUAGUGCAAGUUCUGCUACGAUAGUUCGUUUUAAGUAUUUGGUAGCUCUUGUAAAGGUUGGAGAUUCAUUGUGUAAGUCAAUUUUUCUGGAAGCCCCUCAGUUUAACAACACGUUCUCAUUUUUGCUAUUUAACUAACCUCUUCUUUUCGUUCAAAAGACUAUAUAACUCCUCUCUAUCUCUGUUCCACCAUCGAACUUGCCCUGGCCAUAAUUGCAGCGUCAAUCUCUACACUCCGACCCCUUCUAUGCAGAUGGCACAUCCUCGGUUUCUCGAACGACCGUAGUUCAGACCCUGCACCCGGGGGACCACGGUCGGGCUCUUGGGGAGGAUAUAAGAAACGACCUUUCAGCCCAAAUAAGCCGAAUGGAACCCCUAAAUCAGACGCACUACAAAGUCCACGGGAUAACAUACAAUCUUCGGAUUUAGAAGUAGAGCAGAUUUGGAGCAGGAAAAGCGAAGAGGGAAUUUUCCGAGGAGCAGACGAAGGUAAUGGGGAAAAUGGGAAUGUAGAUGGAGAUGCCAAUGAGUGUAGACGGAAAAAAGAAAACGAGGGUUUUGAAUUGGUUUCGAGACCGGAUGGGAAGAUUUUGAGGAGGACGGAUAUUCGGACGGAUUAUGAUGAGCAGAGGAUAAGUUAUAUUGGUAGGGAUAUGGUAUGA